AUGUCGGCGUCCAAUCGCAGAAAACAUGUUCCAGUUUCUUACGUACAAAUUGAUGGAUUGGUUGUGUUGAAAAUGAUUAAGCACUGCCAAGAAGAAGGAACUGGUGGAAAUGAUUUGGUUCAGGGAGUGCUGCUCGGAUUGGUGGAGAACAACAGACUUGAGGUGACAAAUUGUUUUCCAUUUCCAAGACAUGCUGAUGAUGAAGAAUUUGAUGAAGUGCUGUAUCAGCUGGAGAUGAUGAAGAAUCUUCGUCAUGUUAAUAUUGAUCAUUUGCAUGUUGGAUGGUACCAAAGUACCUUAUUUGGAACCUACUUAAACAAAGCCCUUCUUGAUUCUCAAUUUAACUAUCAACAUAGCAUUGAUGAGUCAAUUGUACUUGUUUAUGAUCCUAUCAGGACGUCCAAAGGUCUGCUGGCAUUAAAAGCUCUCAGACUGACGCCCUCCAUGAUGCAGUUGUACAGAGAUGGAGAUUUCACUCCAGAUACCAUAAAGAACAAUGAACUUAGUUUUGAGACAAUGUUCGAGGAGGUGCCUGUAGUUAUCACCAAUUCUCAUCUUGUAAAAUUCUUGCUGUGUGAAAUUGAGGAGGCCAUGCCCCAGGACAAUAAAUACUCCUUCCUUGACCUGUCAUCCAGCUCAUUUCUGGAGAAGAAUUUAAGAUUGCUGAUAGAUUCAGUUGAUGAUUUAGCUCAAGAUUCAAACAAGUUUUUCAACUAUCAGCGAACAUUAGCCAAGCAAAACCUUGCGAAGCAAGUAUACAUUAACAAAAGGCAACAAGAAAACAAGUCGCGCCAGGAUAGAAAUGAACCUCCUCUACCAGACGAUGACAUCAAUAAGAUGUUCAAACCACCUCCAAUGCCAUCAAGAUUGGAUUCUUUGUUGUUGACUGCUCAGAUUGGCACCUACACAAAUCAGAUAUCCGACUUAGCCAACCAAAACUUGGGGAAGUUAUUCAUUGUUGACCAUUUACACGAGGAUAUUGCAGGUGCCAUACAUUAA
Molecule: messenger RNA, 999 nt
Organism: Helobdella robusta
Lineage: Eukaryota; Metazoa; Annelida; Clitellata; Rhynchobdellida; Glossiphoniidae
Exons: 7
Coding region: 1-999 (332 amino acids)
Cellular component (GO): eukaryotic 43S preinitiation complex; eukaryotic translation initiation factor 3 complex; cytoplasm
Molecular function (GO): metallopeptidase activity; translation initiation factor activity; protein binding
Source: RefSeq, a predicted model, not a curated record